This is a messenger RNA of Trichoplusia ni (cabbage looper), 1295 nucleotides long. Its product is annotated as neurotrimin-like. Lineage: Eukaryota; Metazoa; Arthropoda; Insecta; Lepidoptera; Noctuidae. The record is from RefSeq and is a predicted model, not a curated record. The coding region runs from base 135 to 1295 and encodes 386 amino acids. The transcript is spliced from 10 exons. Gene Ontology annotation, cellular component: neuron projection.
GUCAAAAUGAAGGAAUUUAUGAGGGAUUGUUAAUUAUUUUUUAAGACUUGACAAGGUAGUCGUUUCGGCUUUUUGUUGUGAGGUGCUACGUGAAUCUAUAAUAAGUGAUAAUGGGAUAGUGUAGUGCUACAAAUAUGAAGAUGUACAGACAGUUGUUUUGGACUCUCAUACAUGGGUUUGCUAUGUUGCCUUCAAUUGCUGUUAAAGAUUUACACGUGGUCAACCGCAAGCUGGUUGACGUGCCGCAGUUCGAGCGACCCAUAGGCAACCACACCUUCCACAUCGGCAAGGAAGCUGUACUUGGUUGCUCUGUCAUCAAUCUAGGGAAACAUAAGGUGGGUUGGCUUCGUGCGGAGGACCAAACUGUUUUAUCACUUAAUGAGCGAGUAGUACUUAGUCCUCGAUACUCAGUGAGUCUGGAUACUCCGAGCACAUGGCAGCUGAGGAUCCGGCCCCUGAGGGCAGAGGACCGCGGCUGCUACAUGUGCCAGAUCAACACGCAGCCCAGCAUGAAGUGGCAGAUUGGAUGCAUCGAUGUUUAUGUACCUCCUGACAUUAUCAACGAAGAGACAUCAGCAGACGUGUCGGCUCAAGAGCUGGAGAAUGUGACACUGCUGUGCCGCGCCACCGGCCACCCGCCUCCGAAGAUCACGUGGCGACGGGAAGACCACGAGCCCAUGCUGCUGAAGAAGGUCGGGGGAAGGGAUUUUUAUAAAGUGGAGAGCUACACAGGCAGUUCGUUGCCGCUGUGGCGCGUGGAUCGCCGUCAGAUGGGCGCCUUCCUGUGCAUCGCCGCCAACGACGUGCCCCCGGCCGUGAGCAAGCGGAUAAUACUUAAUGUUAACUUCCCCCCAACAGUGAUAGUGCCAAACCAGCUGCUAGGAGCGCCUCUCGGUACCGACGUGGUACUAGAGUGCACCGUUGAAGCUUACCCCAACACUAUAAAUUACUGGCUCAAGAACCGCGGAGAAAUGUUGCUUGAUGGGCCAAAGUACGUGAUAAGUGAAGAGCGAUCAUCAUACCGAGUGAUGAUGAAACUGACCAUCAGACAGUUUUUGAGGGGUGACAUCGGGACCUACAACUGUGUCAGCACCAACUCCCUCGGCAAGAGCGAGGGGACACUCAGACUUUAUGAAAUAAAACUAUAUCCCAGUUCCCAAUCGGCUGCCGAAGUUAACAUAGGCGGUCUGACCGAAGGAGCAGUGAAGCAAAAAACAUUCAGUAAAUCAAAUCAAGUGUUACCAAGGACGAUUGAUAUAUUAGUGUUGUUAAUAUUAUACGUAUUGGUUUAUUAG